GGGCGGGUCACUUCCGGUCUCGGCGCCCGCUUCCGGCGCGAUCCCACAAGCUCCGCGGCGAGGCGGGCGGAGAAGCAGGGCCGGGGGUCGGCGGCCACGGUGCGGGAGGACUCGCUGCUGACCUCGGCGCCGUCGCCAUGGGCAAGAAGCACAAGAAGCAUAAGGCCGAGUGGCGCUCGUCGUACGAGGACUAUGCAGACAAGCCUUUGGAGAAGCCCCUGAAGCUGGUGCUCAAGGUUGGAGGAAGUGAAGUGACAGAGCUCUCAGGGUCCGGCCACGACUCCAGUUACUACGAUGACAGGUCAGACCACGAGCGAGAGAGGCACAAGGAGAAGAAGAAGAAGAAAAAGAAAAAGUCGGAGAAGGAGAAGCACCUUGACGAUGAAGAAAGAAGGAAGCGAAAGGAAGAGAAGAAGCGGAAGCGGGAAAAGGAACACUGUGACACAGAGGGAGAGGCGGACGACUUUGAUCCGGGGAAGAAGGUGGAGGUGGAGCCGCCCCCCGACCGGCCUGUCCGAGCGUGCCGGACACAGCCAGCUGAAAAUGAGAGCACGCCUAUUCAGCAACUACUAGAGCAUUUCCUCCGCCAGCUCCAGAGAAAAGAUCCUCAUGGAUUUUUUGCUUUUCCUGUCACGGAUGCAAUUGCUCCUGGAUACUCAAUGAUAAUAAAACACCCGAUGGAUUUUGGCACAAUGAGAGACAAAAUUGUAGCUAAUGAAUACAAGUCAGUCACGGAAUUUAAGGCAGAUUUCAAACUGAUGUGUGAUAAUGCAAUGACGUACAACAGACCGGACACCGUGUACUACAAGUUAGCUAAGAAGAUCCUCCACGCGGGCUUUAAGAUGAUGAGCAAAGAGCGGCUGUUAGCUUUGAAGCGCAGCAUGUCGUUUAUGCAGGACAUGGAUUUUUCUCAGCAGGCAGCUCUUUUGGGCAACGAAGAUACAGCCGUCGAGGAGCCUGUUCCUGAAGUUGUGCCCGUACAAGUAGAAACUGCUAAGAAAUCCAAAAGGCCGAGUAGAGAAGUCAUCAGCUGCAUGUUCGAGCCGGAAGGAAACGCCUGCAGCCUGACCGACAGCACCGCGGAGGAGCACGUCCUGGCCUUGGUGGAGCACGCGGCCGACGAGGCCCGGGACAGGAUCAACCGGCUGGUCCCCGGUGGCAAGAUGGGCUACCUGAAGAAGAACGGGGACGGGAGCCUGCUCUACAGCGUGGUCAACACGGCCGAGCCGGACGCAGACGAGGAGGAGACGCACCCGGUGGACCUGAGCGCGCUGUCCAGCAAGCUGCUGCCCGGCUUCACCGCGCUGGGCUUCAGGGAGGAGCGGAGGAGCAGAGUCACCUUCCUGUCCGGUGCCAGCACUGCCCUGUCCACGCACAACAACUCAGUGUUCGGCGACUUGAAGUGCGACGAGGUGGAGCUGCUGUACUCGGCCUACGGAGACGAGACGGGUGUGCAGUGCGCGCUGAGCCUGCAGGAGUUUGUGAAGGAUGCCGGGAGCUACAGCAAGAAGCUGGUGGAUGACCUCCUGGACCAGAUCACGGGCGGGGACCACUCACGGAUGCUCUUCCAGCUGAGGCAGAGGAGAAGCAUUCCGACGAAGCCUCUGGAUGAAGUAAAGGCGGGGGACCCUCUCGGGGAUGGUGGCCCCGCCCUGGACUUCAUGGCCAUGAAGUCCUACUCGGACGUCUCUCUGGACAUCUCCGUGCUCGGCUGUCUGGGUAGGUUGUGCCGGGCACCUCCCGGGGGGCAGGGUGGCUCGGCCCUGCCCAUUGGCCGCACGAUGAAGACCCCCAUCCUCAGGACCUGCCAGGUGACUCCAGAUGGGGCCCGCCUUGGGAAUCGUCUGCUGGGGUCCCGCCCCCAGUUAGUGCAUCCGUGUGCUCCCCACCGUCGUCCACGGGUGCCCACUGGGCUGGCCCCGUCGGGGGAGAUGCCUCUGUGCUCCCCUCGGCUCUCGUGUGCCGACGAGGCCCUCCCAGCCCCUCGUGGCCAGUGGUUUUCAUGGUGCGUCUCCUCCCCUCCCCCUUCAGACCUGCUGGACGUACUGUGCGUCCCCUCGGUGGUCUCGCCCAGGGCAGUUCCCCCAGGGGACCUGUGGCAGCCUCUGGAGACGUCUUUGGCCUCACACUUGGGACCUGGUGCUUCUGGCCUCAAGUAGACGGAGGCCAGAGGUGCUGCUGACCGCCCUGGAGCCCCAGAAGAGCCCCAGCAGGAAUGGCCUGGCCUGCGGCUGGGGGCUGGGUCCGGGCCCCGCCUGCUGUUGGAAGUGGACCUCGUCACCCCGUCGUGAAGGGUGCCAGGCAGCCUCGCUCCGUCACGCAGCCUGGCAGGCCCUGCUUCAGGUUGAAGCGCGUCAGACCCUUGGUGUUCAGCGCGGUUGUGGAUAGGACUGCACUCCAGCCUGCCGUCUGGCUGUGUGCUGGUUUCCCAGCGGUUCAGGGGUCCCCAGGACCACCCCCAGGUGUGAUUCCUUAGGACCCCAGGACUCAGAGGGACCUGGGGGGGUGUUGCUGCGGGAGACCCGGCCCCAGCUGCCAGCGCCCUCCCCACGAGCCCCCGGCCGGAGCUGUGACGACCGGCACCCUCUGCUUUGCCCAGCCCCGGCCCCAGACGCCCAGCAGGAAGGCAGGGGCCCAGGACAAAGCACACCGUGGCCCAGACGGUCUGGCACGGCGCCCCCUCGGUCACUCAGGCGGUGGGAGCCAGCCAGGGGCCGGUCUGGCUUCUGACCAGCUGUUCUCUUUCCUCUCGCGGAGUCCAAGGCUUUCUCCACUUUACCUGGUUGUGGUAGUUUGGUUACAGCAGCCCUGGUUGGUUCUCCUUUAGGUUUAUUCUUCACGGGUUGCGUUUCGUCGUUGGGUCUGGGGGUUUGGAGCUGAAUGUGGGGAGUCUGGCUGUAGUUCUCCAGCACCCUCCUGAGCCCGACUCUGCCCACCUGCCUUUGGUCUUUUCUCUGCUUGGUUUUGGGCCGUGGCGGGCGAGUCCUGGGGGCGCUGGGCACCCUUCUGCUGACCUGUCAGUCUCCUGGGCUCGCCGUAGCUGCCAUUCUUUUCACCCCCAGAAGCUCCACCGACUUUUCCUGCGUCGUCCCCCUCUUGCCUCCGGUCACGUGUCCUUUGCCUUUGGAACACGCGGUGCGUGUUCCUAAUCUCUGUCCCCGCAUCUCACUCGCAGGGCUCUCCCCCGGUGGGGCUGCGUGUCCCUGUUUCUCUGCCUGCAUGGGCAUGGCUGGUGGGAUGCGCUGGAUUUAGUCGGCGCCUUUGCACGUGCCGGGCGCUGUUCCGAUGGUCGUUAGGCAGCUUGGAGCGUCGGGCCCUGUCCAGGUUUUUCUUAGGCCGUCUUAGGGUACAGAGCCAGGUCAGUGCAGGGCGGACGUGGUCCCAACAUUAGGCCGCGCCCUUCCGGGGGCUUGGGCCGCAGGUGACCACAGCAUGUGUGCGGCUCUUGACCCCCCAAGAGGCCACCCUCACACUGGCGCAGGGCAGGCUCGGCCAGGCGUUUGUCGUCCUUGGUGCGUGUGGUGACGUGGCUGCGGGUGGACAGGCUGGCCGGCCUCCACAUCCCAUCGUCCCGUGUGUGCAGGGAAAGUGAAGAAGGAGCUGGACCACGACGACGGCCACCUGAGCCUGGACGAGACCACGAAGCUCCUUCAGGACCUGCAGGAGGCGCAGGCAGAGCGUGGGGGCUCCCGGCCGUCCUCCAACCUCAGCUCCCUGUCCAACGCCU
Messenger RNA from Orcinus orca (killer whale), 3727 nucleotides. RefSeq names its product bromodomain containing 9 (gene BRD9). Gene Ontology annotation, biological process: regulation of transcription by RNA polymerase II. Gene Ontology annotation, cellular component: nucleus. The transcript has 15 exons. The record is from RefSeq and is a predicted model, not a curated record. The coding region runs from base 138 to 2159 and encodes 673 amino acids. Lineage: Eukaryota; Metazoa; Chordata; Mammalia; Artiodactyla; Delphinidae.